Molecule: messenger RNA, 411 nt
Organism: Haemonchus placei
Lineage: Eukaryota; Metazoa; Nematoda; Chromadorea; Rhabditida; Trichostrongylidae
Source: the annotation of a GenBank genome assembly
UGUUGUGCAAGGUCUGCAAGUAAUGAUCUCUCGUUGUGUAUUUCGAGACGUGGUGGUUUGAUCUUUUUCAUAUGCUUCUUCAAGGAAGCUCGUAAGGCGAAGGCCAGUGGUCUUCCGCCUCCAGAAGCGUCUGCACCAACCCAAGCUUCAUCGAGCCCUGCUCCAAAAACGGAAUAUAAAGAGGCAAUGAUUCAGGUUCGUCUCCCCUCCGGUCAAGCAGUUCGACAAAGUUUCGGAGCCUCUGAACCGCUGUCUGCCGUCAGACUAUGGUUGGAGAUAAAUCAUUCGGAUGGAACGCCUUUCAGCCUUUUGAUGCCGUUUCCUCGUAAAUUAAUGACUGACGAAGAUUAUGACAAACCAUUGAAGGAACUCGGACUCGUGCCUUCUGCUAACUUUGUGAUGACUCGUUAA